Molecule: messenger RNA, 456 nt
Organism: Rhodofomes roseus
Lineage: Eukaryota; Fungi; Basidiomycota; Agaricomycetes; Polyporales; Fomitopsidaceae
Exons: 4
Coding region: 117-359 (80 amino acids)
Source: RefSeq, a predicted model, not a curated record
GUGGCAUUCCUGCAUGCAUUGUUCCUGCACUCCGUCUUCGUUUAUCAGAAUUCGAAUUCAAAGAAUUUGGGAAGAACUCGGGAGUACUCCCAGUCAGUGACUCGCCGGCGUCGGAUAUGACAUGGAAACCCCGACGACUCGGAUCCCGGAGUUUGUUGUACUGGCCCGCAGUGACUAUGCCGCAUGCGACGUUGGGUACUGACAUUCCAGAGUCCAGACAUUCCACUCGCCUUAUGGCGCCCGGAGUUCUACGUUACAUACUUAUCAUGUCCCGGACACAUCUCAACUUCUCCGAGGCAGCACUUUCAUCCGCGAAGGGCGCUCGACGUACUGGCGCACCUCUCCGAUGCGAGUCGUGAAACAAGGACGACAUAGUCACGCCUUCAGGGAUGUGCAAAUGCUGUAUGGACGGACCAAAGUCUUGGGUGGCCAAUGAGAUUUUGCCCCAACAGUGGG